Messenger RNA from Ruditapes philippinarum (Manila clam), 2973 nucleotides. RefSeq lists its product as uncharacterized. The record is from RefSeq and is a predicted model, not a curated record. The transcript is spliced from 12 exons. Lineage: Eukaryota; Metazoa; Mollusca; Bivalvia; Venerida; Veneridae. Bases 234 to 2357 code for a protein of 707 amino acids.
UUAAAGAUCCUGUAACAUUUCAUAUACAUUUAAUAGGAGAGAAAAAUAAUAGUUUUGUAUGUUUUAAAGAUAGUCUUCAAAUGAAUAAGAAAACAAUUCCGAAGGUCAGAAUGUAAGUAAUUGCAAAGUUGUCGUAGAAAAACCCCGACGGUAUCACUAAGAGUGGUAUUCAUACCUUAUAUGCAAAUUAACGGAAGUCACGUGACACAUGCUCACACAGUUUGUAAACAAACAUGGCGGAGAGGAAAAAACCACGUCUCUCGCGUUUGUCGCCAGAAACCGCAAAAAAGCGAAGGAAAGAAACUUAUAAGACAUAUGCAAAAAGCCUUCACAUUGUUAGAUUGUCGAAAGAGACCUGGGAGGAGUGGAAAAGUUUAAAAGAUGCAAGCGGAGCCAGCACUCACGAUGACUUUGCUGUGCGACUCCUUCAAGCAUGGAAAGGAAAGGCUAUGAAGGAGACUGCUGACAAAUCUGUCAUUGUGCAGCAAACACCAAUCAAAUCAAAAGAAGCAGUACAUUCAACUCCUGCUGGCAAGGAAGCAGUUGUUCCCUCUUUCCCAGUGUCUGAUAUCUCUGAAUCUAAUGGAGGGUCAGAAACAGAAAUGUCAGAAGACAGUCUUAUUACUAGAUACACAGAAAGAGCCAAGGCUACAGACAAAUCUUUCAUAGAGAUAUCAUAUGAAGUCUUACCUGAGGAAAAAGAUAAAGAGGAAAGCUAUCGUCCAGAGAGUGACUGGUCAGACGAAGAGGAAGAAUACUCAUCAGACAGUGAUGUCACUGAUGAUUUUGUAUUGGAAAUGACAUUGCAUAAUCCCGAUGAUGAUGAGACUGUUCCAAUUGUUGAAGUUGCUGACAGGGUUAUAGGUUUAAGUUUUGAGGAUUCAUCAGAUGAAGAAACAGAACUCAGUGAAGAUAAUGGCUCUAGAAGUAUUCCAAGAGACCAUGUUAGAGAACCAAAGAGUAUUUGUUUUGAAGAAAACUUAUUGCAGCUAGCAAAAAUGAAAGUUAGUUCCUUGUGUCAUGUUAAAGGUUGUGAUGCAAUUGUUGAUAUGAAAACAAAGUACAUAGGAAGUACUGUCAGAAUUAUAUGGGGUUGUUCCAAAGGGCAUCAGGUAAAGACAUGGGACUCACAGCCAGUUGUUCGGAGAAUGAGAGUUGGAGAUGUUCUGUUGUCAUCUGCUAUUCUAUUGAGUGGAAACAACUUUGAAAAAGUGAAGUUGAUGUUUUCGUUUCUUGGACUGAGAAUUAUGUCGAGGUCAUCCCAUUUCAAAAUACAACAAAAACACUGUUGUCCAAUUAUUGAGAGAGAGUUUGCACAAAUGACAGAAAAGAACAUUGAAAAAUACAUUGGCAAGGAAGUUGUAGUUUUAGGAGAUGGGAGAAUGGACUCCCCUGGACAUUCAGCCCAGUACUGCACCUAUACUCUUAUGGAGAAUGAAACCAAAGACAUACUUGCCAGUGUAAUUAUAGACAAAAGAAUGACUAAUCUUGUAUCAACCAGCAUGGAAAAAGAAGGUCUGAUAAGAGCUAUGAAACUCCUAGCAGACAAAGGUGUUAUUGUUAAAGAACUUGUUACAGACGCCAGCACAACCAUUGCAGCUAUGAUAAGUGAGUUACAUGUGGCAGCAGAAUCUCGUAACAAGGAUUUAAGACCUUGGGUUCCUCACCUUGUAAAUCAUUUCUGGUACUGUUGCAGAAAUUCUCUGGGAAAAGAAGAAGUUUUAUUGGCCCGUUGGAGGGGUGCACUUCACCAUGUGGUAAAUAAGCAUGAGUGGAUAUCUGGUGAUGGAGCCAUAGAACCGAAGUGUGAACAUGAAAGUUUGGAGAAAGAUGAUGAUAAAUGGUUUGAAUCUGGUACUGAUGCGCAUGUUGCUUUAACAAAAGUGAUGCUUGACACAAGAUUUCUUCACAACAUUCAUCGUUAUGUUAAUUUCAGACAUACGGGUGAUUUAGAGACGUUCCACGAGCACAUUUUAAUGUACUGCGCAAAGAGAUUUGCAUACACGUAUCCAGUAUACAAGGCUCGAAAUCAUCUGGCUGCUAUUGAUUACCAAAGUCAUAAAGAUCGCCCUCUUCUUCUUAACAAGAAUGGUGAAUUCCGGCUUCAUAGAUGCUUUUCAAAGAGGACUAAGGCAUAUAGCUGCUACAAGGAAAAGGUGCCAAAGACCUAUACAUACAUCCCUACUUUACAGCAGGCUAUAUUAGACUCUGUGAAUGAAAGAACUGAACCACUAAGGUCUCCAGUUGCUCUUACUCCAACAGAUCCAAGGAAAAUAAAGAAGAGAAUAUCGGGAUUGUCACCACCACCUACAAAAUCUUUGCUUCAGCUAAAGAAAUCAAGAUUUGAUGAAUCUUAGUAAAAAUUAAAGAACCUUGAGAUUAAAGAGGCAAUGACAUUUAUUAUGCUCCCCAAAAAUUUGGGUCGCUAACUUGAAGGUCAAGGUCACAUCAUGACCUUGCAGCAAAAAUGUGUCCGGCUCAUGACUUUGUUAUUUGAAGUUGGAUUUUACAAAUAUUUCACAGAAAUGAUCACCAUAUUGUGACAAUGUGUCAUGCACAACAUUUGGGUUGUUUUUACACUUUGAACUUUGUCUGUUACAUAACUCUGACACUACAAGAGGUAUACCUUCCCGUGUCCAAAACCUAUUCGGGGAGCAUCACCCGGUUCAACCGGCUCUUGUUUAUUUAUGUACAAGCUCAAGAUAUGAAUGGCAUAAAACUUUAGAUUCUAAAUAGUUAAACACAUAGGAAUUACAGCAUUACUAAAGGCUAUGUGAAUUUAUUUGUGAAGAUGACACAAAAAGUGACAGCAUUAUAAAGAUCAUGUAUAUUUUAUUUGUAAAAUUUACUUAAAAUGACAUAAAAAGUGACAGCAUUAUAGAGACCAUUUAUUCAUUUGUGAAGAUGACACAAACUUUCAGUAUUAAUGGCACUAACUUUUUUUAUUGUUGACAAUAUUUAUGUAAAUAAAGU